Pieris rapae (cabbage white) is the source of this 3192-nucleotide messenger RNA. Its product is annotated as hyaluronidase-like. Gene Ontology annotation, molecular function: hyalurononglucosaminidase activity. Lineage: Eukaryota; Metazoa; Arthropoda; Insecta; Lepidoptera; Pieridae. The record is from RefSeq and is a predicted model, not a curated record. Bases 235 to 1935 code for a protein of 566 amino acids. Gene Ontology annotation, biological process: defense response; carbohydrate metabolic process; hyaluronan catabolic process. The transcript has 6 exons.
GCGACCGCGGGAACUCAACGUAUUUUCUGACUUACGAAUUGGCGGGAAAUAUUACGCGCCAAUUUGAGAGCUAUUUUUUUAUAAAUAAUAAAGAAAUUAAUUAAAUAAUUAUUAGGAAUACACGUGAAUAAAUUGCAUAAAUUUAGGCGCAGUUGAAAAUUAAUUUCGUUGAUUAGUGAAGUUGACUUAGUCCCAAGACUAUGGUGCAAAGGACAGAGGUUCGUGUUCGCUAAAAUGAGGUUUUUGUUCUUUUUAAUUUUGGCGCGGUAUGGUGUUCUAUGCGAAGAUGACAGUAACUAUUAUGUCAUCGAGGUCCCAAACCCGCUCAAGGACUAUCAAAAGUCCUUCAAAGUAUAUUGGAAUGUGCCGACAAUGCAAUGCAAAUCGAAAAAAAUACCGUUCGACGGCCUAUACGAGAAAUACGGCAUAAUACAAAAUAAAGAUGACGAUUUUUUAGGCGAGAGCGUCGCCAUUUUGUAUGACCCUGGAAAGUUUCCAGCACUUUUCGAGACUGACAGCAGUGGAAAGUACGUUGAGCGUAAUGGUGGCGUACCACAAGACGGUAAUAUAGAGGAGCACGUGGACGCAUUCAAGGAUACUGUCUCAAAGAGGAUACCUGACCCAGAAUUUAACGGCAUUGCCAUAAUCGAUUUCGAGUCUUGGCGUCCAGUGUUUCGACAGAAUUUCGGCGUACUGUCAGUCUAUAAAGACAUCUCCUACAAGAAGGAAUAUGACAAGCAUUGGUGGUGGCCUGAGAGCUGGGUCGCUUCUGAGGCAAAAUAUCGUUUCGAGUCAUCGGCUCGCGACUUUAUGGAGACGACAAUUGCCAUCGCGAAGAAAAUGAGGCCUAAAGCCCGGUGGGGCUAUUACGGGUUUCCUUACUGCUUCAACAUGGCGGCCAAAAACAUGGCAGAGGAUUGUCCACACAAUGUCAAAGAAGAGAAUAAUCAAAUCUACUGGCUCUGGGCUGAAAGCACCGGCCUUUACCCUUCAAUCUACAGCUCACAGAGCCUUUCAUCGUCGGAGCUGGUUUCCCUAAUCAGGGGACGAAUCCGAGAAGCGUCUAGGCUGCAGGUGAAGGGCACCCCGAUACUUCCCUACUUCUGGUAUCGUUAUAGAGACGGGGGGUUCUUGAGAGAGAGAGACCUAUCGAGAGCUUUAGAAACUAUAUAUAACUCGGAGGCCUCCGGUAUUAUUAUUUGGGGAAGCUCGAGCGAUGUCAACACUGUAGAGAAAUGUACAAAACUAAAAGACUACAUACGUGAGACUUUUGGCCCAUACGUCGCCAAAUAUACUAAAAACAAUCGGAAAGUUCAAAACGAUGAAGAAUUCACGUCGAAGCCCGCGAUUGAGGAAAAUUAUUUUUUUCCCCUUCAACCAAAUUUAGAAAACUUCGCCGAAGAGAGUCAAAGUGAGAGCAAUAUCAUGAAAGAAACUCCAGUAUUAGAAGAAGAAUAUUUAAUUAAUAAUUUAACGAGCAUCAUUUUUAAGGUCGAUGGUGAUAAAGUUAAGGAGGAUAAAUACAUUCUAAAUAAUACUUCAUCUCCAGCGAUGACGGAGGCAACAUCUACCACAGAUCUGAGUACGACUCAAAUACGUGAGACUAGUGAAGAGGUUACUACAGAAACAUCAAAUACAAUUAACGUCUUUUCGGAAUUUAUUUUUUCGUCUGAAAUAACUACUGAAGGUGUGGAAACAACAACCGAAAAAAGUGUAGACGCUUCAGAAGAGAAAAUAAUGAUAAACGAUGAAUUUAUCAUUUUAUUCACAAAUCUAUCAUCACAAAUUUUAGAUUUUACAACCGAUAAUGUUGAGAAACAUUUAGAUUUAAAUGAACCCAGUACAAGUUUUCGUGAAACAACAAGUGAAUCGUCAGACUUUUACACUCCGACAGAAUCUGUCGACGAAGUGGUUAGCUAUAUUUAUAAUUCAUAAUUUAUUUAUUAGGAGAAAUCACAUUUUUGUGUUUUUAUUUAUUGUCGUUUAUGUUUUAAGAUUUGGAAAAAACUUUUGUCCUUUAUCAUUAUUACCACAUUCUUAUUAUACUUCCCACAUAUGCACAUAUGCUUAAGUAGGUACUUUCCAUUGCUUUAGAACCUCACAUCUAAUCUCCCAGAAAAUAAAUAAAAAGUAUUCUGGUCUCUCAAACUCCUCGUCUGCUGUAUUUGGUCGGGCCCUUUUUUAUGGUUUUUGACUAUAUACAAGAUAUUUGAAUCGGACUUCGGAGAUAUACCCUCCCAUUCCUUUACUACAAUCGAAGCAACUACGUCUAGACAUUUUUCAAAUUAUAAAACUGUGCGCUUACGACUACUUAUCUGCUUGAUCUAUGUCAGAUAUAUCAAGAUUUUUGUGUUUAACCAAUUAUCUUCACCGAUAUAUUUUUAAAUAUUUAUUUGAUUUUUUGAAUGUGCAAUUAGAGCCUUACAGAUUUCUAUUAUGAAUCGUCUUAGGUUAGGAUGACAAAUUCUUUAAAGCAGUCAUCGCCUUAAAUUAUAUUGUAUAGUAGUUAAGGUGAUAGUUAUGUGUUAGUAUUGUAUAGUACUUAAAUGGUUUAAAAAAUAAGGUUUUCAGAUGUGGAAUCUUCGAAAUCCUCAAAUUAACAUAAUUGAGGAGUGUUAUUAAACAUUUUCUUAGGCUUUUGAUAUGAUAUUUACUAACUUUGAAAACACUUACGCGCCGCGUACUAUUAAGGUAUUUAUGCGGCCUGGUACACAUGUUAAACGUUAUCAACAACUAUCGCCUAAUAAAAAAUCCUGGGGUCACUCAUAUGGGAUCGCAAGCGUUGGAUAAUGUUAACAACGUCUGGUGUUGUUUUAGUCUAUUGGGUACUAGAUGGCGCGAAAACUGACUAAUAAAGAUGCCUAGGAAUGUAAUUAGUCGUAAAAGUAAAAAUGUAAGAUGUAGUAAAAAGAAGAAAAAAAAAAGAAAUAAUUCCCCAUCUUAUUUUUAUUCAUAAUGUCUGUGAAUUAUAUUAUUAAAUAUUAUUAUAUCAUAUAAUAUAAAUAAAAUGAAAAAAUUUUGUUGAUGUCGCAACGUGUAAAUCUAUAAAAUGGCAUCUUAGUCAGAAAAAUAGUUCUGACCAAUAAAAUGUUGUACAAAUUAAAUUUUGUUUCACAUUCAAUAAUUCAAACGUUCCACAACUAACAUAACUUACCAAAUAGAACAAAUAAAAAUAAAACCAGAAUGUACGUA